Durusdinium trenchii is the source of this 723-nucleotide messenger RNA. NCBI's taxonomy places the organism in Eukaryota, Dinophyceae, Suessiales, Symbiodiniaceae. The record is from the annotation of a GenBank genome assembly.
AUGUCGGUCUUCGAGCCACUGACGUUGCCUGCGGAGCUGAAGCUUGAGAUCCGCCAAUUGGCCGAGGAGCUCGAGUUGAAGGUGGCUGCGGAUCCCGGGCAGGAGGCCCCGGACCUUGGCAGCUCCGAGCCCUUACGCCUGGCGCCGCAGGUGCACAUUCGAAGCACCUACCGGUCAGAAGCUCGAGAAAAGCUGAGGAUCCAAGCUGUCUCGCCAGCUCGAUCGCCCUGGGAUGAACGCUAUGCUCCCUCUGACCUUCUCGAUGAUCCAGGAAGAGAGCAGGUCUUGCAGAAGGAGCAAAGCGACCGAGAGGAGUGGUACAACGAUCGCCUCAGCGAGCGGGAACGCUUGCCCAUCUACGAGGCCAAGGACCGAGUGCUUUCGGCCAUUCGCCGCAGCCGUGUGACCCUUGUGGCGGCAGACACGGGGUCAGGGAAAUCCACCCAAGUACCACAGUUCAUCUUGGACGAGGCCAUCUCUGAAGGCCGUGGUCGAGAUGUGCACGUGGUUUGCACACAGCCGAGACGCUUGGCCGCAGUCUCCUUGGCCUCGAGGGUCUCCUGGGAACGCGGUGAGCGCAGCGACGGGCACGGCUCCACGGGCCAUGUGGUCCGAUGGGAAGAGCGUCCCCCCCAGGCCCUGGGGAUCUAUUUGCUUUUGUACAGUGGGUUCCCUCCUGCCGCGACUCUCCCGAUUGGGAGCCUCGCACAUCAUCGUGGAUGA